GAUGCAUCAGUACUUGCCAACCUAAAGUGUCUGUUCUUUCCCCAUCUGUCAUACUUCACGAGUCACCGUGUCUUAGAGCCCUUUAUUCCGUCUAUUGCAUCUUUUAACUGCGCUGGCGCCACACAACACAUUCCGAGAUAUCUGGCCGGCUUCUUCAUUCCCGGAGCUGAGAACUUCCAACGCUCGUCAGUAUGGCGGUUCUCUCAGCGGAAGGCCCAGCGAUUUCUAUGUCCUUUGCCAACAACUUCUGGGGCAAGGACGAUGCUGGUGUUGGGCCCCUGUUGGAGCGUAUGCAGGCAGCCAAACAGACGUGUGAUGAGCUCAAGUCUUUUUACAGUGCACGCGCCUCUCUAGAAGACGAAUAUGCGCGUAAAAUACUCUCGUUGUGUCGCAAGCCGCUCGGAUCGCAGGAGAUGGGGAGUCUUAGAACAUCGCUUGAUACGGUUCGCGGCGAGCUCGAAGCCAUGGGAAGACAACAUCAGAGCAUUGCCGCGCAGAUGAAAACCGAGCUUGAGGAACCCCUUGCAGCAUUUGCAGGAGGGAUGAAGGAGCGUCGAAAGAUAGUCCAAAACGGCAUCGAAAAGCUUCUCAAGACGAAGAUACAGCAGACACAACAGGUGAACAAGACACGCGAUCGCUACGAGCAGGAAUGCCUGAAGAUCAAGGGGUACCUUGCCCAAGGCCAUAUGGUGAUGGGUCAAGAGGAGCGAAAGAACAAAGCCAAGCUUGAGAAAACACAAAUCAGCGUCGCCACAUCAAACACGGAAUACGAGCACGCCGUCAAAGCACUCGAGGACACGACGGUGAGAUGGAACAGGGAAUGGAAAGCGGCAGCAGACAAGUUCCAGGAUCUGGAAGAGGAGCGCCUGGACUUCACAAAAAGCAGCUUGUGGCAGUUUGCAAACAUCGCUUCCACUGUUUGUGUUAGCGACGAUGCUUCGUGCGAAAAGAUACGUCUCUCCCUGGAAAAGAUGGACGUUGAAGACGACAUCGCCAACUUCAUCAACGAGAAAGGCACAGGGCAGGAAAUUCCAGAUCCGCCGAAGUAUAUUAACUUCUGUCGGGGAGACGUCGCCGACAGUCAAUCGGAGGCAUCUGAGGAUGAUAGCUACUCGGUUGCGCAGUUUCCCAGGAGCAUCAAUCCAGCAUUCAGAUCUUCCUCGCCCCAGCCGUCAACAUACGAGUCUCACCAUGACCCGAACUCCAGUCUCGCUCGGGACUUGGGCCAUAGGGAGGCACCCCAACCCAGUCGAGACUCUGGCUUUGUUCCGAGAAUGAUGCCCCAACCGGCGGCGGGCGAACGAGAGACGUAUCCAUCGAGUCGAGAAGCCAGCGUUGCGCCGAGAAUGAUGCCACAACCAGCAGCCAGCCAGCGGGACUCGCACCAGUCCAGUCGAGAAUCGAGUUUUACGCCCAGAAUGAUGCCACAGGUAGCAGCCGGUCAACGGGAGAUGCAACAACAACAACCCCAUCGAGAAGCCAAUCUGGCGCCCAGAAUGAUGCCGCAAGUAGCAGCCGACCAACGGGAGGCGCACCAAUCCAGUCGCGAAGCGAGUCUUACGCCGAGGAUGAUGCAACAACUACCGGCCAGCCAACGAGAGCCACAGCAGUACGGUCAAGAAGCCAGUCUUGCGCCGAGGAUGAUGCAACGGCCACCGACCGGUCAACGAGAGACACAACAAUACGGCCAAGAAGCCAGUCUUGCGCCGAGGAUGAUGCAACAACCAGUGGCCAGCCAACGAGAGGCACAACAAUACAGUCAAGACUCUAUUAAUGCGGCGAGAAAGAUGCCUCAGUCAGAGGUCGGUCAACGACCCGGCUAUGGAGAUAUGCCUCAACAUCUGGCCCAGAGAAGACAGCCACAACCGCCACCCCCCACAAUUCCCCCUACCAGCUCUCUGGCCCAGGUUCCUCACGAUCCCUAUCCUCUCGACGGCAUGACAAUGCUUUGCAGAACCGGACCACCUUCAGAACGCAGUUCUCAGGCUCCUUCGGCACGACCGUCGAGUCGAGAUUCGCACAGCGAUUACAGCAACCCCACGUCCAUGUCUAGCCAAGAAUUGCCAAGCGGAAAGGUUUCACCGGCUAAGCCAGAUAAACAAGAUCAGCCAGUCGAGGUGGUGCAGGAGAGGCGGGUUCUGAAGAAGAAGAGCAGUCUUUUUAAGAACAGUCCAUUCCGCAGAAAGAGUUUCAAGGAAACCAACACAAGCGACUCCAGCUCAAACAGGAAUACAUGGCAUGCCUCGUCGGUUGCAAGUCAAAGUACCCCGACUCGACGACCACAGUUAUAUUCUCAGCAGCAGGCAUCGAGAAGCACUCCUAAGCGAGCCACGCCCAGCCCCGAGCCGAUUGAGGCCAACGCCACCCUGGCCCUUAACGUCGGUCAAAAUGUUUUCCCAGUCAGCAACCCAGAUACUGAGGGGAAGCAGGAGGCCAACCCGGCAGAAGAUAUUGAUGACACUGACCCUAUCGCAUUGGCCCUGGCCGAACUCAGGGGUGUCGAGAAAACCGGUAAACAGGCAGCGGGCAGGGUGUCCGCAGAUCGGUAUCACGGCAUCGCAACGCCCGCUCCUAGCGCAGCCAUUGAGCCACUCUCUCGACCAGUAGUGCCUGCCGUGGGAAGCAACAGCGCAGCGGGAGCGGGCCUAAGGGGGACCCCGCCUCCAUUAUAUGAUAACCAGGUGCAGAGAUUGGGCGUCCCGCCCCAGGCAGUGACAGCCAAGGCGAUGAAAGAGACGUCGCGGAAAUUUGCGGACCAGACACGAAACAUUUUUGGCUCUGGGAAUCCGGGAGGAGCUGGGACGCAGCCGAGUUCUUCAGCAUCUCGGCCGGGUACCAGGGGAAGUGAUCGUCCUAGGGCAGCUUCGCCUGCUCUCACGCGUAGCGUCUCACCGAGACCUGCCCCGAGGGAAGAUGUGCGAAGCAGUCACCGGUCUGCUUCUCCUAACCCACACCCCGGGACCACGAGGUCGUCGAGACCGAGUUAUGAGAGAUCGCCCAGGCAGAGCUUUGUCCGCCAGAGCCCGGCUAGUGACAUGCCUAGGGGCGCUUCACCUUCACCUUACGGCGAAUAUGGAAGAUCCAACGGGGGGGUCAGCCCAGCCGACAUGGCCGUUCAGCUAGCCCCGGUCGGGGAUGAUUUUUAUGGUUCACAACGCGGCCGAGCUGCCAGCCGCCCAGGGACAAGCAUGAGCAAUCGAGCCAUGGGCCUGUACGACGGUGGCAUCCCGGCACAAAGUGGAUCCAGGCAACGCAGCAAGAGUGUUGCCGAUCCAUCCCGACAGUAUACGCGAGACGGCCGUCCUAUUUUGCAUUUUGCGAGAGCGAUGUACAUGUACCAAGCUGCUAUACCUGAGGAGCUUGGUUUCUCCAAAGGGGACAUACUUGCUGUGUUGAGGCAUCAAGACGACGGGUGGUGGGAGGCUGAGAUACAAGGAGGCAAUGGACGCAUUGGGCUGGUUCCGAGCAAUUACCUGCAACCUUGCUGAGUGGGACUUUUCACUUUGUGUAUGAAGAAUAAGACUGGGUGAUUUAUUAUAUAUGUAGAAUCUGGCGAAGAAUCAGUAGCGAGUUGUUACCAGGUAAGGUACGUAUGGAAAUAGGCAAACAAGGGAAUUCUGAGUACCCGUAAUUUGGAG
Messenger RNA from Sodiomyces alkalinus F11, 3638 nucleotides. RefSeq lists its product as hypothetical. Lineage: Eukaryota; Fungi; Ascomycota; Sordariomycetes; Glomerellales; Plectosphaerellaceae. The coding region runs from base 192 to 3488 and encodes 1098 amino acids. The record is from RefSeq and is a predicted model, not a curated record. Gene Ontology annotation, cellular component: mitotic actomyosin contractile ring, proximal layer; cytoplasm; plasma membrane. The transcript has 5 exons. Gene Ontology annotation, biological process: cytoskeleton organization. Gene Ontology annotation, molecular function: phospholipid binding; protein binding.